AUGUUUAGCCGCCUCUUUGGGAGGGGCGAUAAACAGGCGAAGCCGCGCGAGAGUGGGCGGCCCGGCGGCGCCGGUUCUGUUUCGCACAGUCUAGAGAAACUGGACUCCGCCGUUGAGUUGCUGGAGAAGCGGGAGGCCGUGUUGGAGAAGAAGAUGGAGGCAGAGCUCGAGCGGGCAAAGCAGUACCACGCAAAGAAGAAUACACAGGCGGCACUGCAGUGCAUGAAGCGUAAAAAGUUGUAUGAAGAACAGCUGAUGAACAUUGGCGCACAGAAGCAGAAUCUCGAAACGCUGAAGUUCACUCUACAGAAUCAGAAUAUGAACAAUGAGGUGUUGGAAGCACAACAACGCGCUAAGGAGGAGCUCAAACAGAGCAAUAAGAGAAUGAACGCCGAUCGUGUAGAGGAGAAUAUGGAAGAACUACUGGAAGAAAUGGAUAAAGCCAACGCAGUCGCAGAGGCACUUCGGCAACCACUCGACAACCAAGUGCUUGAUGAGGAUGAUCUCAUGGGUGAACUUAUGGCAGAAUUGGAGGAAACAGAAGUGCAUGAGACUGUCGCACUGCCCAGCAUGCCGACCGUACCAACUAACGCUUUACCUCAGAAGAAAGAGAAAGAGAAGGAGGAAGAAGUGGACGAUGAUGAAGAGGCUCUGCGGGCACUCGAGGCUGAACUUCAAUCAUAA
Messenger RNA from Trypanosoma theileri, 684 nucleotides. RefSeq lists its product as uncharacterized. Gene Ontology annotation, biological process: late endosome to vacuole transport via multivesicular body sorting pathway; vesicle budding from membrane. The record is from RefSeq and is a predicted model, not a curated record. Bases 1 to 684 code for a protein of 227 amino acids. Gene Ontology annotation, cellular component: ESCRT III complex; multivesicular body; cytoplasmic side of plasma membrane. Lineage: Eukaryota; Euglenozoa; Kinetoplastea; Trypanosomatida; Trypanosomatidae. The transcript has a single exon.